AUGUCUGCAGGGACGGAAUUAUUAGCUACAGCCAAACCCCACUUUAUCCCAGGGUAUGCAGGAUAUUCGCCGCAAUAUCGCUUCAGAUGCGGCGAAACGUACGGAAAUACCACGCACAAAUUACUUCUCGAUCCCACAGUGAAUCAUGCAGAGGCACUCAUCUUGUCGAACCGGGUCACCGACGAUUACGAAGUUCAAAGACCGCCAAAAAAUGAUAUAGACAUAGUGAACUCGCGAUACAAAAGGACCGAUCCUAUAUUCGUUCACCCUACCAUGCCAGGGUACGAAGGUUUCACGCCAAAGCUAAAUGCCAGAAUGGGGCAAAGGUACACUGUAUUGGCCACAGAGGGACUCGCUGAAUUUGAGCGGCAACAAUUGAAAAAUAAAGCUGCUCUUAACGAACUUAAACGAACAAUAGCUAUACAAAGUGGACAGGGGGAGCCGCGAAAUUUAGAAGAUCGUUUACUCGUUAAAAGUCAAUUCAAAUUGCCUAUGCUCGCCGUUCGACCAGAUCGCGUGGGCGUAAUGAGGAACUUAGUUUUGGACGAAAAGUACGAAACGCCCAGAGAUCAUGCGCCAUCUCCCUACUUCAUGGAUAACGCGAAUCCAAAAAAAUAUUUUGUCAGCCGAUAUGCGGGCCAUAUACCGUAUGGUUAUGCGCAUUUUGGAGUAUCGAACGUUCCCGCCACCAACAGUGCGCUUUGCGACUUCACGUCGAACUAUCGAAAACGACUGAGCACGGAAUGGGCACCGGUGACAAUUUCUCAACCUGAUCCACCCCUUUUGAUUCAACCCACUAUGAUCUAUCACAAGCACGUUGGAAUGAUCCCAAAUUAUCUUGGGCACGUUCCUGGGGAGACAUUUAGAUUCGGUAAGACUUUCGGAGCUGAUACGAAAGAUGCAAAAAGGUGGCUUCGCGGUGACUUCUCCACAUAA
Messenger RNA from Colletes gigas, 936 nucleotides. RefSeq names its product UPF0605 protein CG18335. The record is from RefSeq and is a predicted model, not a curated record. Bases 1 to 936 code for a protein of 311 amino acids. The transcript is spliced from 7 exons. Lineage: Eukaryota; Metazoa; Arthropoda; Insecta; Hymenoptera; Colletidae.